Mustela erminea (ermine) is the source of this 2403-nucleotide messenger RNA. RefSeq names its product transcription factor 19 (gene TCF19). The record is from RefSeq and is a predicted model, not a curated record. The transcript is spliced from 3 exons. Gene Ontology annotation, molecular function: protein binding. Bases 870 to 1877 code for a protein of 335 amino acids. Gene Ontology annotation, biological process: regulation of gene expression. NCBI's taxonomy places the organism in Eukaryota, Metazoa, Chordata, Mammalia, Carnivora, Mustelidae. Gene Ontology annotation, cellular component: nucleus.
ACGGUAGCGCCAGCUCCGGCCAGAGCCGGAGGGGUCCCACGGCCACCGCACACGCUGGCACUGCCUGGAGAGACUACUUGGAGACCGCACCGCGGUAGAUCGGAAACGGGACUGGGCAGGGGAGGAAAAGGCUGGGCUUGCUGUGCAGGAUCUCGGGGCGCUCUUUCCCUGUUUAUAUCCCACCCGGAGAAGCUGGGAAAUCAGGAUUAGAUCUGCUUUGUCGGAGAACGUAGGAACUAUUUCCACUGCUUUUUCGGGGAUGACAAUGGAUUCCCUUCCCACUGGGGUUAAAGAUAGUUAGGAAAGAUUGGCCCGAAGGGCGAGGCAGGAGCAAGCAGGAGGGGAACACUAUUUGGGUAAGCGAGUCUGACAGGAAGUUUUUCUCCAAAUUACACUGAGGUGACAAGUUAAUAUUGUACAGAAGCAGGAAACCCUAUACACACAUCUACAGUUUGCAUUUCCCUGGAAGCUCCCUAAUAUACUGUUGCCCCGCACAGAUCGAAUCUCCCUGAAUACUUCGCGGCCUGAGGAUCUAGUUCAACUCACAGGCCAUAGGACGUGUUUGUGCACUACGCUGGGACCUAUCCUGAAUUUUUCCUUUGUAAAGCUGCUUGACAGUUUUUUGGCAUCGCAUGCCUUAAGUUUCUUGCACUCUGAAUUUGGACUACUCGGGCCUGGGUUCUCAUGUGAAAUUUGCCACUGACCUCUGGUGAAAACUCAGGCCUGUGCUCGAAGUUGAAAUUGCACAAAGCACAGCUCAAAAUCUGCAUCAGAAGGAAAGUGAACUCAGGCGAGCGUGCAUGGCUCAGGUGUCAGAAAGGUGUAUGGACUCCUGAAGUGGAAGAGGUGGUGCAGAGGGGGCACCGCCCAUGCUGCCCUGUUUCCAGCUGCUGCGCAUAGGGGGAGGCAGGGGUGGUGAUCUCUACACCUUCCACCCUAGUGGGGCUGGCUGCACCUACCGCUUGGGCCGUAGGGCGGACCUGUGUGAUGUGCCGCUGCAGCCCCAGCAGGAACCCAGCCUCAUCUCUGGAGUCCACGCAGAGCUGCACGCUGAGCGCAGGGGUGAUGACUGGAGGGUCAGCCUGGAGGACCAUAGCAGCCAAGGGACUCUGGUCAAUAAUGUCCGACUCCCAAGGGGUCACAGGCUGGAGUUGAGUGAUGGGGACCUUGUGACUUUUGGUCCUGAAGGGCCCCCAGGAACCAGCCCUUCGGAGUUCUACUUCAUGUUUCAGCAAGUCCGAGUCAAACCUCAAGACUUCGCAGCCAUUACCAUCCCGCGGUCUAGUGAAGAGGGAACCAAGGCUGGCUUCUGGCCUAUGCUGCCCCCCCAGGGGGCCCCACAGCGCCCCCUCAGCACCCUUUCCCCUGCCCCUAAAGCCACACUGAUCCUCAAUUCCAUCGGUAGUCUCAGCAAGCUCAGACCUCUGCCCCUGACCUUCUCCCGGAGUGGGGGUGAGCCACAGAGCCUGCCUAUUCCCACUCCUCCUGCCCCACCCCCAAGAAAUCGGAGAAAAUCCGCUCACCGAGUGUUGGCAGAGCUGGAUGAUGAGGGAGAGACUCCUGAGGGGCCCCCACCAGUCUUUAUGGAGCCCAGGAAGAAACUCCGUGUAGAGACAACCCCACAGACACCUGGUGGAAAUAGGCGUGGACGACCUCGGAAGCACCCAGUGCGCUCUCCCAGGGCUCCCCCAGCAGAUGGGAGUGGGGAGCCCUGUGCAGCCCCUUGUUGCUACCUACCGGAAGAACAAACAGUUGCCUGGGUUCAGUGUGAUGGUUGUGACCUCUGGUUCCAUGUGGCCUGUGUUGGCUACAGCAUCCAGGCUGCCAGGGAGGCUGACUUCCGGUGCCCAGGGUGUCGUAUAGGCAUCCAGACCUAAGGCCCACCACCAAGGCACCAGAGGACAGAAAGCUGCCACCUCCACGCCAUAGGUGGACAGGGUGGGGCACCGAUGGAUCCUAAGAAAUGCCCCCUUCUUCCUUUGCCUCUCCAGUGGGGAUGACUACAGUGUCCAUUGCUAUGGAUAUUGACUCAAGGCAUGAAGCAGGCCCUGACGGCCAAGGUGAUAGAAGAGAUGGUUUCCUGCCAAAGAAAUUGCUGCCUCCAGGAAGCUGCCAGCAACCUGAAAAUUCCGUUACAAGCUACAGGUCCAUGUCAUGGGUACUAGAAUGUCUGUGGUCAGAGCACCCGUUAAUUAUAGAAUCCCUGGGCAGAUACAAGCUUCAGGUCUUGGAGCAAACAUGUUCUUGGAUGGCAUCACUAAGGCCUUCUGGGAAAACCUAAGGCACAGCCUCGAAACUUUUACAUUUUGAGUCAACCACUGGCACUGACCACGAUCAUGACUUGGCUUUUCAGAGCUUUGCUUCUAUUUCCAAAUAAAGAAUAAGCAGCUUCAUUCACUCCUA